UUAGUACAGAGUUAUGGGGCUGCCAAAUACAGCCACUUGGCAAGUUGUGUAUCUGAAACUUUGAAAUUUCCAUCUCUAUCACCAAAGAAGGAAAACGAAGAACCAGAAGAAAGGCCUGUAGAUUUCAAAUGAAACAUCCGCAUCAUUUGGAUAAGAAAGGCCUUCGCGAUUCUUCUAUCUAUUAAUUCCUGAUAAUUCAUAUAUUUUGAUUUAAUGAUGUAUGUAGGGCCCUGUUUCUUCUAAAUAAUUGUGUUGUUCAUAGCCUUCCAAAACGAGAGAGCAGCAAGAAAUCUGCCAUUCAAAUUAAGAUAACGCCUGGAUUCAAGAAUCAUCAUCAUCAUCUGCCCAGGUAUCUGAUUGCAAAAGUUUGUCCGAAAAGGGGCUUCUAAAUAGGAAUCAGGUCAUCAGACAUGUGGAUUGUUUGGAACAAUUCUUGACAAUGUUAGAACCUUCCGUUCCAACAACGUUGGUUCAGCAACCUGCUGAUGACCCCACAACCAACAAACCUGCGGAAAACUUUGUAACAUGCAUUCACAAAGCGAAACUUGUAGAUAUAGUUUGCAACAUAACUGUAACAUGGGCCAAGACUGUGAUUGGCCACUCGCUUUACAUCACGGUGGAGAACCCUCAGGAUGAUAAUUACUACACAUGCAAGAUUGAUCUCAAGACCUGGCAGUUUUGGGGCAAGAAGGGUCUGAAAACAUUCAGAGUUGCUGAGAAACGCAUCGAUGUUUUCUGGGAUUUAAGGUCUGCAAAGUUCACCGAUAGCCCUGAGCCAGACUCUGAUUACUAUGUUGCAAUGGUGUCCAGAGAAGAGCUGAUCUUAUUGUUGGGUGAUCAACAGAAGGAGGCGUUGAGGAGGACAAAGUCUAGGCUGCCCUCAGAAGACGCCUCGCUAGUGCAGAAGAAAGAAAUCGUGUUUGCAAAGAAGUGCUUUUGCACGAAAACAACGUUAGGCCAGGACAAGGAGCAUAGCAUUAUAAUCGAGUCUUCUCUGUCCGGGCCUUAUGACCCUGAAAUGUGGAUCAGCGUAGACGGGAUGGAAUCAAUUCGAGUGCCAAAUUUGCAUUGGAGAUUCAGGGGAAACGAAACAAUUUUGGUGGAUAAUUCUCCUGUGCAAAUCUUGUGGGAUGUGCAUGACUGGCUGUACAACGGGAACCAUUCAGGUGUGGGCAUUUUCGUCUUUAGAAGAGAUGCGGAUGAAGGUGAAUUUCAUAGCAGUAAUAUUGAAGCUGAAGAUUUUGGGAAGAGUUUUUGGGAUGUGUUAGAAGAGCAGCCUUCUUCAGUGGGAUUCUGCCAUUUUCUUUAUGCUUGGAAGACUGAGUGAGGGGAUUUUUAUGGUGUACAAAAUUUCAGAAGUAUGUCAACAGUUUGCAGUAAAGAUUUGUUUCUGUGAGUUUGUAUUGCUUUGUAUUUGUUUAUGUGAUAGUGUUAAAUCUUUUAGCUUU
This is a messenger RNA of Sesamum indicum (sesame), 1448 nucleotides long. RefSeq lists its product as uncharacterized. Lineage: Eukaryota; Viridiplantae; Streptophyta; Magnoliopsida; Lamiales; Pedaliaceae. The record is from RefSeq and is a predicted model, not a curated record.